GGGUGGGGGGAAAGGGAACUAGGACACUAGGGUCACAGAAUGACCCCAGAGCUCGGGGUUUCUGAGAUUCCAGACUGAUUGCUAGUCCGCAGUGUCCGGCUCCCUCAGCUAGUUGGGCAGCGACAAAGUGAAAUGGACAGCGUGAGACAGAUGUUCCAGCCACCUCUCCACAGCCAGAGAUUUGGAAGCUGCUCUCAGGCCAACUACAGUUUCCUUCCUGGAGUCUCUGAGCGCUCGGGACCCGCGGGAGCCGAGCAAGAGCGUGCGCCUGGAAGCUGCUCCGCUCAGAUGCCUUCACCAGAGCAGUAAGAACUUCCCGCUCCAGCCCCUGGAUCCCCUCCCUCUGAAAUUCCCCAGAAAAGGAGGAAGACCCUAGGGGGAGGGGCGAGGGAGAUCCCCUUGCAGCUCUUUCCUCCUCCCUUCCCCCACCCCACCGGGCGUGCAGGCAGGCAUGGAUAUGUUCAGUCUUGGCCAGGGCAACAACACCACAUUGUCCCAGGAGCCCUUCGGUACAGGCGGCAACGUUACUGGCAUCUCCAACGUGACCUUCAGCUACCAAGUGAUCACCUCUUUGCUUCUGGGCACGCUCAUUUUCUGCGCGGUGCUCGGCAAUGCCUGCGUGGUGGCUGCCAUCGCCCUGGAGCGCUCCCUCCAGAAUGUGGCCAACUAUCUCAUCGGCUCCUUGGCGGUCACCGACCUUAUGGUGUCAGUGCUGGUGCUGCCCAUGGCUGCAUUGUACCAGGUGCUCAACAAGUGGACUCUGGGCCAGGUCACCUGCGACCUGUUUAUCGCCCUGGAUGUACUGUGCUGCACCUCAUCCAUCCUGCACCUGUGCGCCAUCGCGCUAGACAGGUACUGGGCGAUCACUGACCCUAUAGACUACGUGAACAAGAGGACGCCCCGGCGCGCUGCUGCGCUGAUCUCGCUCACUUGGCUCAUUGGCUUUCUCAUCUCCAUCCCGCCCAUGCUGGGCUGGCGCACCCCGGAAGACCGCUCGGACCCCGAUGCAUGCACCAUCAGCAAGGACCACGGCUACACCAUCUACUCCACUUUCGGAGCUUUCUAUAUCCCGCUGCUCCUCAUGCUGGUCCUCUAUGGGCGCAUCUUCCGAGCCGCGCGCUUUCGGAUCCGCAAGACUGUCAAGAAGGUAGAAAAGAAGGGAGCAGGCACCAGCCUCAGUACGUCGUCGGCCCCGCCCCCCAAGAAGAGCCUGAACGGACAGCCAGGUAAUGGGGACUGGAAGCGCAGCAGCUCUGAGAACAGGGCUGUGGGGGCUCAGUGCGUGAAUGGCGCGGUUAGGCAGGGUGAUGACGACGCCGCCCUGGAGGUGAUCGAGGUGCACCGAGUGGGUAACUCCAAAGACCACCUGCCGCUGCCCAGCGAGUCGGGAGCUACCUCCUAUGCCCCCACAUGCUUGGAGAGAAAAAAUGAGCGGAAUGCUGAGGCAAAGCGCAAGAUGGCUUUGGCCCGUGAGAGGAAGACAGUGAAGACACUGGGCAUCAUCAUGGGCACUUUCAUCCUCUGCUGGCUUCCCUUCUUCAUUGUGGCUCUGGUCUUGCCUUUCUGUGAGAGCAGCUGCCACAUGCCUGCCUUGUUGGGUGCCAUAAUCAACUGGCUGGGCUACUCUAACUCCCUGCUCAAUCCAGUUAUUUAUGCUUAUUUCAACAAGGACUUUCAAAACGCAUUUAAGAAGAUCAUCAAGUGCAAGUUCUGCCGCCGAUGAUGAUGAUGAUGAUGACAGU
Messenger RNA from Phodopus roborovskii (desert hamster), 1742 nucleotides. RefSeq names its product 5-hydroxytryptamine receptor 1A (gene Htr1a). Gene Ontology annotation, cellular component: plasma membrane. Gene Ontology annotation, molecular function: G protein-coupled serotonin receptor activity. Gene Ontology annotation, biological process: regulation of hormone secretion; regulation of behavior; adenylate cyclase-activating adrenergic receptor signaling pathway. Bases 452 to 1723 code for a protein of 423 amino acids. The transcript has a single exon. The record is from RefSeq and is a predicted model, not a curated record. Lineage: Eukaryota; Metazoa; Chordata; Mammalia; Rodentia; Cricetidae.